Varroa destructor (honeybee mite) is the source of this 12900-nucleotide messenger RNA. Its product is annotated as protein Obscurin-like. Lineage: Eukaryota; Metazoa; Arthropoda; Arachnida; Mesostigmata; Varroidae. The record is from RefSeq and is a predicted model, not a curated record. Gene Ontology annotation, biological process: protein phosphorylation. Gene Ontology annotation, molecular function: protein binding; ATP binding; guanyl-nucleotide exchange factor activity.
AUCGUAGCAGCGCGGCAGAUCAACCAAUCUCGGGGCCAACUCUCCGGUAGGCCAGGCUCAUCGUUGCAUCGAGUCGAGAGGAGGCCUGCUGGACCCCGGGACCGCUAAGAAUUGCAAGCUGUUAAGCGGGCCAGCGUUCACUCCGAUAGGACAACGUCGGGCAACACACAUUGGGCGGUCCAAGGCGACCGGUACGUCCAGUCAUCCGACAUUUUGAUCGUUGUUGCGGGACGUACACAGCAAGACGUAAAGGUGUGGAAUAUACUUCUUCGGAGGAUAAAUUCUGAGCGCCAGCCUUAACCAGCUCGGUGUCCACGGGAGAAAGGGAGCGUUUGGCCGCCCAGCGUCCUCGAGGCGUCCAGCGCGCCUCAACGCGGAGGUUCCACUGUUACCGCGCAGCAUCAGUCGAAACACCAACGUACAACGACAUCAUCCAGCUUCACGGUAGUACCAACAGCUCGAGCAACAUCAGAAAGUACACCAGGCUCCACUAUGUCAUACCGCUACACUUCGAGCUCGUAUAAAUACAGCAGCACUGGAGAGGAGGAUUCGAGCUCCGUGCGGCGCUCAUCGUUCCGUAGUAGAGCUAGCAUCGACGAUGAAAACCUCAUGUCAUCCGUGAGCCGUUCUACCCGGAUAACUCGAACACUUAUCAGUGGCUCUGAUGAACCUGCGACUACCACCUCAACGAUAUCGACGACACGUCGUCGCUUGACGUCUGAUGACGAUGACUUUGGUCUAUCACGCAGGAGCUUCGAUGAUGACUCGAUAUCGCGCUUCUCGCGUCAACUGGCUGAAGAAGCCUCAGACGAAGCUUUUUCAUCAAAGCGAACAAAGGUGGAAAUGGAGGGUGGAAUAACAGGUUAUUCUACGCGAUCGAGCAAGAUAACGCAUAUCGACUCCGGUGAGGUGAAAUCGUUUGAGACUUCAUCGAAACAAUCGUAUUCAUCGACGUUUGGAAGCGAGGGCGGAGAUCUCCAAAUGCUCGAAGACUCCUCCCCUGUGGGUUCGAUCUACGUGACGAUACUCGACUAUAAACCUCUUACUACCGACGAAGAUGGAUUAGUGCUCAAAGAAGGCGAUGAGGUCAAAGUUCUCGAAACCGGAAAACCUCGCAAGUGGAAGGUCUUCAAGAUGUCCACUGGUCAGUCGGGCUGGGUCGGCUCCUACUGUUUGGAGAAAACAGCAGGCGCUGUCGCCACAACCGAACGUGUUACGUCUAUGCAGGAAAAGAAGAUCAGUGAAGUUUAUCUAACUCGAAAGGAAACAUUAGUGAAGGAGCUGGUUGAGACAGAAGAGGACUUUGCCCGAGAUAUGCUCUAUGUUGUUAACAACUACAUGAAAGAAAUGGACAAUCCCGCAAUGCCCAAGAGACUUCGCGAGUUUAAAGACCAACUGUUCUGUAAUUUCAAGGAUAUCUGCGACUUCCACAACGACCAAUUAAUUACUGGAAUAAAGUUCAACGCUCGCGAGCCAACGAAGCUGGGUACGACGUUGCUUCGAAUGGAGCGCGACUUUGACAAACAUGUUAAAUAUGUCGAGCAAGAGCAUAAGGCACAGCAGCUCCUUAAGGACGAACCCGAGCUGCGUGAAUAUCUGGAAAGGUUCUCGAAAAAAAUUGGAGAUGAGAAGACCAUUCAGGAACAUCUCAAGCUGCCAUUGCAGCGCAUCAACGAUUACCAAUUGAUUCUUAAGGAGUUGAUUAAGUGCAACGCGAAAGCCGGCGAGGACUUUAACGAUUUGCAGAGGGCGCUUGACUUCAUGCAAGCGAUCCCUCAGCGGUCAGUCGACCUCGACUACAUUAACAGGAUGGAAGGAUAUUCAGGGAACAUUCAGAAAUUCGGAAGAAUACUUAAGGAGGGCAAGGUGCUCGUCACGGACUUGAAGGGUCGCAUUCAGGAGCGACAUGCCUUCCUUUUCCGUGGGGGUCGGCUAUGUCUUACUGAGGUGCAGUUCCGCGGCGUCAGCCAGAAGGAAAUCUACAUCAUGAAGAGCAUCAUCAAGACAACGGGGACAACAGUAAGCGAAGAAGCUGGAAACCUGAAGCUGACGUCAACAUCUGAGGGUCCAAUCAUUAUGAAGGUCGACGACAAGGAAGAGUGGUCCAAACAGCUCCAAGCGUCCACUGUUAAAUCUGAAGUCGUGGAGAAAAUGACCGCUGAUGAGGAGCUACGUGUCAAGGAGGAAGAAGUGUCGACCCGGAUCGAGAUUACACAGGAAGACGACGCCAAUCGAACAACGACAACCGGAGGUACGGAGUCUCUCCGCAGUGGGUCAAUCACAUCCGUCGAUGACGAAUUGCUCUCUGUGGCUUCCAACCUCGAGUUAGACGCUGAUAUUGUUGUUUCUACCGCAGUGUCGGACCUCGAGCCUCGGGGUACGAGUCCAACGAGCGGGGAAAAGCCCAAGUUCGUGCAGACACUUCGAGGAAUAUCGACACAUCGAAACGACACAGCCACGUUAGAGUGUAUAAUUGAGUCGGAGCCAGCUCCGCAGCUCAAAUGGCUUAAGAACAACGUUCCCGUCCGCAAGGGCCCAAGGAUCACCCAGUUCAGCGACUCAAAAACCGGUCGCCAUUCACUGACAAUUUCCAAUGCGCAGCCCGAGGAUGCGGCAAUGUACACGAUUGUCGCCUCUAACCCCUCGGGGACAACUUCCUGUUCGGCCCCGUUCAAUGUCAGGACUGCUUCUGGCCGACCUGACUCGAGGCCUACAAGCCCCGGCGGAACAGAGUUACCUUUUGCACCCGUAUUCAAGGUAAAACUCAAGGACACGGAAUUGCUUGAGGGUACCUCAGUCCGCUUUGAGCUUGUAGUGCACGGAUUCCCGACACCCGAGGUCGCUUUUUAUAAGGAUGGCGAGCCACUUCAGAUGGACGACCGCAUUCGGGUGCAUUAUGAAAACAAGGAGGUUUUUGAAUUGAUCAUAGACCACGUCACCGAACAGGACUCCGCUGUCUAUUCAUGCGUUGCCAUGAAUUCUGAGGGUUGCGACUCUACGGCGGGAUGUAUCACAGUGACAAAAAGCAAAGUGCUCUUCCAAGGCCUGACGGAGGACGGGAACGCUGGAGAUAAGUCAACUACACCACAACCAACGGUGUCGCCUGCAUUCACAUGGUUCAAAGAUGGCAAAGAAUUCGAAGCGUCGGAGAGAUUCCAGGUGGCGUUUAACGAUGAUGAAGACACGCUAGCAUUAGUGUUUCAACAUGUCAAACCCGAGGACGCCGGCAUUUAUACGUGCGUCGCAUCGACGUACAGUGGCAAAAUCUCUUGCUCUGCUGAACUCACCGUUCAAGGUGCGGUGAACUACAAAGAGCCGUCAGCCCCAACGAUUGAGGCAAACAUCGAAGACGUUGAAGUCAGUGAGGGAGCAUCAGCGAUGCUCGAACUCAAAAUUACUGGCUGGCCGAAACCGAGAAUUGUAUGGACGAAAGGAGAAAAACUUAUCGAGAGCGGUUAUGGCGGGAAGUAUAAGUUUUUGUUCGAGGAUGACGAAAGUAUGACCCUUGUCAUUCGAAGCGUCACUAAAGAAGACGCCGGCAAAUAUGACAUAGUUGCUGAAAAUGAGCUCGGCUCAGCGUCUACUCACUGCAAUCUGCACGUGAAAUGCCCACCAAAAUUCAAAAAAGAACUAAAGGACGCAUCGGUAAUGACAGAGACGCCACUCAAGCUAGACGUGGAAGUCGAAGGUCUGCCGGAGCCAGACGUCAAAUGGUAUAAGGAUGGCCAACAAGUGUUUAACACGGAAAGAGUAAAGCUCGUACAUCAGGUGGACUCAGCAAGCUACGCCCUUGUCGUAGACAAAGCAAAGGUCGAUGAUGCUGGUAGCUACACCUGCGUUAUUUCGAAUCCGCUUGGAAGUCAAAGUGGGCACGCCGCAGUAACUGUUAAUUCCGCUCCCAAAAUAAUCAAAAAGCUCGAGUCAUAUGAAGCCACUAUCACCGAAACGGUUAAACUUUCAACGAAAAUUGCUGGUGUGCCAAAGCCUAAAGUCGAAUGGCUGAAGAAUGGACAAGCGGUGCUUAUCGAUGGGAAGAAAUACGUUGCCAGUGAAGAUGAGACGAACGUUUUCAGUCUAACGAUUGACUGUUGCGGUCCAGACGAUGUAGGAAGUUACACUGUCGUGGUUACCAAUGAUUACGGCAAAGCUGAGGAUUCUGCCCAGCUGACUAUCAAAAUCAAGCCCAAAUUCACGAGGGGUUUAAAAGAAAAGGAACUGGUCGAGAGUGAGGUGGACAUCGAGCUCACCGUAGUGGUUGAGGCACAGCCUGAGCCGACGGUACAGUGGUGGCACGAUGGCGUGCUCAUCAAGGAUUCGAAUUUGUACGUCACGAAAGCGAUGACGGAAAAUGGACAAUAUACGCUUGUCAUCAAGCAAGCCGUAGCCGAGGCCGGAGGCACGAUAAAGUGCACCGCCGAAAACAAGCACGGGAAGGCUAACACCGAAGCCAAAGUGACCGUCAACGCCAAACCGAAAAUCACUGAGGGUUUGAAAAAUCAGUCGGUGGUUACGGGCGCUGACGCUACGUUCACAAUCAAGUACGCUGGUGCUCCGAAGCCGGAGGCAACUUGGAUGAAAGACGGUGCAGAGAUCAAAGUGGAUGGCAGUCACUACCGUGUUUCCGAGGCGGAAGCUCAAUAUACUCUUGUCAUUAAAGAUUGCAAAGACGACGAUAAGGGUCUAUACAAGGCUGUCAUUGAAAACAAAUAUGGAAGGGACGAAUCGUCUGCUGAGCUGAAAGUUGUCGUCACAAUGUGCGACGAAGUUCCGCCUAUAUUUGUUCGAGAACUGGAGAACGUUUCGGUGAACGAAUCCGAACGUGCUGAAUUUAUCGCCGAAUGCAAAAGUUUACCAGAAGCCAACGUUCGGUGGAAGCGCGGCGAGAUGGUGGUGGCGGACCACGCACGCUACGAAGUCUCUUCUGACGGAGGAGUGCAUAAAUUGGUCAUUAAAGAGGCCACCGAGGAGGAUGUGGGCAUCUACUCCAUUGAAGCCAGCAACCCGGCAGGCAGCGCUCAUUCUGAGGCAAAACUCACGGUAUAUGCCCCUCCAAAGUUCAUCGACAGUCUGAAAGACAUCUUCGCUGUUGAAGGUGAAAGUGUGUCGUUCUCUGUUGUCGUCGCUGGCAGUCCCGACCCCGAGAUUCUCUGGAAACAUAACGAGGAAGCUGUACAGAUUAGCUCCGAGAUUCAGGGGCGAGAAAAUGGUCAGGUGAAAGUUCUUAUAAUCGACGGAGUAACUAAGGAUCAUAUCGGAAACUACGUCUGUGUCGCUAAGAAUCCUUAUGGCCAAUCUUCUUCACAGGCGACUCUCACAAUUCAAGAUAAGCCCCGGUUCUUGCAAAAGCCUGAAAAUGCGAUUCUUCGAAAACGGGAGAAUGCCAUCUUCCGAGCAAAAAUUACGGGUUAUCCCGAACCGGCCGUCACCUGGAGUAAAAGCGGCGUCGAGGUCAACUCCGACGACAAAAUUUUACUGACCGCGGUCGAUGGCAUAUACAGUCUAAAUAUUCAGGACCUUGGAGACGACGAUGUAGCUAGUUAUACCUGCUCGGCUAAAAAUGAGCAUGGCGAAGUUAGCGAAUCUGCCGAUCUCACUCUGAUAGCGUCCAGCGAGUCUAGCGAAAAAGCCGCUCCGAGCUUCCUUCGAAAACCACAGGACGUUGUCACGAUGGAGGGUGAAGACGUCCGAAUCUAUGCCCGUGUGAUAGGCCAGCCCGAACCCGAGGUGCGGUGGGUCAAAACUGUCAAAGAUUUGGGCAGUUCACUGAAGAUCGACAACGAGCGUUGCCAACAAGAUGGCGAUAUGUUUACUCUAUUCAUCAACAAAUGCUCUCGAGACGACGAGGCCUCGUACACCUGCGUCGCCACAAACCCUCAGGGAAGCGUGCAGGAAAGUGCCUCGUUAACAAUACUGUUGCCCCAGGCACCAACUAUCGAACACAUUGAAGAUCAAAAGUGCUGCAUCGGCGAGCGCGUUAGGUUUUCCGUCAUCGUGCAAGGGGUGCCCACACCCUCCGUUAAAUGGUUUCGCAACGAUUCGACUGUCGAAGAGACGGAUAAUGUAACGAUAGCGUCUUUCGACAAAGCGCACUCCCUAACAAUUAAAGAAGUAACGAUCCUUGAUUUUGCUAUGUACACGAUCCAUGCAGAAAAUUCAGCCGGCGAAGCUAACGCCAGCGCUGUUCUUCUCGAGAAGGUUAUAGCAAAACCACUACGGACGGGUGUUUCACUGGAACAGCUUUCGCCACUAGAAGUUCAGCCAGGCGAGUCUAUCGUCUUAAAAACCAAAGUAUCUAUUAACGACGAUGGAUCUCUGCCAGAAAUAAAGUGGUUCAAAAAUGACGAACCAAUUACGUCAAACCGGGUAGAAAUUGAAGCACAUCCCGAUGGAUCCAUCCUAUUGAAGGUUGCGUUCAGUGAAGCCAACGACGAAGGCGUCUACACUGUAAAAGCCAGGAACGAGCAUGGGGUUGCUGAAGCGAGUGCGCCGGUUAAAGUAUUUAGUACGUGCACUAAGGUUAUUAAACCACCGACGUUUGCUCAGGGCCUGAAGCCAAGCAAGUUCGUUGAAGGUGGGGUGGGCAGACUAGAUGCUAAACUGAACCCCAACGACGACGGAUCAAUGCCAGAUGUAGAGUGGCUAAAGAAUGGCAAUCCUCUUACCGAAGCUGACGGUGUGAGAUUCAUUAAAAAUCCUGAUGGCACCGUAGCGUUGGAAAUCCCGAAAUGCAAGCCGGAAGACGCCGGUAAAUAUACUUUGCGCGUCAAAAAUCCGGAUGGUGGUAUAGCCGAAAGCUCUGCCCCAGUAGAGGUGUCACGUAACGUUCCUGUCUUCGAAAUACAGCUCAAAGGUCUCAAUUUAACUGAGGGUGAUGAACUCAAGCUUGUAUGCAAGGUCAAUUCAGAUACGGCCAUCACGGCCAAGUGGUUCAGGGAUGGUGUAGAAGUGGCCCCAGAUCCUUUGGUUGCAACGAAAAUCGAACCCGAUGGAAGCGUGUUGCUCACAAUUGCCAGCUGCAUCCCUGGCGAUGCAGGAAAAUAUCGCUGUGAGGUAACUAACCAAACCGGUACCUCAUCUAGCGAAGCGAAUGUUUCUGUAAAGGCGCUCAAACGCGAAAAGCCCAUCAUUAUCGAUGGCCUUAAAGCGACCGCCUUCGAUGAGGACAAGCCAGGCAAAGUCGAAGCCAAGGUAGGUGGUUUCCCAAAACCGGAUGUCCAUUGGCUCAAGGAUGGCAAGCCUAUAACUGAUCCGCGCAUCAAAAUUGAAACGAAGCCAGAUGGCACAACAAUACUGGCCAUUGAUAAAGUGAAACCAGAAGAUGCUGGCGAAUACUCGAUUGUGGCCAAGAACGACCAGGGAGAAAACAAGUCUUCAGCACCGGUUACCGUAAAUAAAAAACCAUCAUUCCUCAAACCGCUGGAAGCAUGUACGGUUCAUACUAGCGAGACUGCCAAACUCACCUCUAAGGUGGUCGGCUUGCCGAAGCCCAAAAUUGAGUGGCUUAAGGAUGGUAAGCCAAUUAAACCUGACGGAAAUCGUAUUGUGGCUGCCGAAGACGACGAGGGUAACUGCAACUUGACGAUCAAAGACGCGACACCAGCAGACGCUGGCAACUAUGCCAUUAAGGCCACGAACCCAUCGGGCGAGAUGAAAUCCGAGGUGCCAGUAGAGAUCAUCGACGAUAAAGCGCCCACGUUUCUCUCCCCAUUGAAAGAUCAGAACGUUCCAGAGGGUGGAAAGCUGGUAUUAGAGGCCAGGGUCACGGGCAGUACCGCGCUGAAGAUCAAAUGGUUCCAUAAAGGUAAGCCGAUCACCGAGGCUGAUGACGCUAGUACCUCAUUCAAUGGAGAAACGGCUCGCCUUGAGAUCCCCAAGACAGCCAUGGCUCAUGCUGGAGAAUACGAAUGUAAGCUUCUAAGCCCUGCAGGCGAAAAGUCAUCAAAAGCUAACGUGAAGGUACUUCGACCUCCCAAGUUUAUCAAACCGCUGCUAGAUACCGACGUGCCACUGAGCAUGCCCUUGGUGCUCGAAUGCGAGGUCCUCUGUGACGAUGAGCCAGAAGUCGCUUGGACUUUCAGAGGUGCACCGAUACACGAUGGCUCCAAGUACACCAUUACAAAGAUCAAUGGCAGGUGCAAAUUGUUUAUAGCUAAUCCGAGCAUAAACGAUUGCGGUGAGUAUCAGUGUUCUGCCAAAAAUGCAGCUGGACAGGAUUCUACCGCCUGCAAAGGAACUAUCAAGGAGCCUGCGGCCGCCGCCGACAGCGGCGAACCACCUUCGUUCCUUAAGAAAUUGACCGACCAGGAAGUUACCGUUGGUUCAACCGCUAAACUUAUUGCCUGUAUAGCUGGCAAACCGGAACCUGACGUCGAAUGGUACAAAGACGGAAGUAACGUGGCGCUAACGGAUAGACACAGCUUUGAGCGUGACCGUAACGGCAUUAUUCGACUCGUCAUUCAGAAUCUCACUGAGCGCGAUUUUGGGGAGUAUCGCUGCGAGAUCUCCAAUCCGCACGGAAAGGCCGACUGCUCUUGCAAGCUCAGCGAAGACUCUACCGAUUUCAAGCACCUGAAGAAGGAUAACGAAAAGCCAGCUUGGAAGAAACUCAACUACCAACUCUCGGAGAAGCCAAAACCGGGCCUGAAAAAGCCUGUCGAGAGCAACGUUUCAGAUGACGACGACGAACACAGUGAUACUGACGAUUUCGGUUUCGAGAGGCCAACAUUCGACGGAGAAAAGCCCAGCGUUGUUAAAUACCUCCGCCCUGACACAGGCGUUCCCCCAGCCACGGAUGCGCCAGAUAUCAUUCGGAUGACAGACUAUGACUGCACUCUUCGCUGGAAGCCGUCCGUUCCGAAAGGUCCUCGAAUACCUGUAACGUAUCGUGUGGAGAUGUGUGACCACCCUGGAGGUGCAUGGAAGCCCUAUGCAUCCGGCAUUAAAGAUACUACCACUGAUGUGAAGGGACUGCGGCCUGGUCAGGAUUAUCAGUUCCGUGUCCUUGUAGAAAGCAAGCAUGGCCUUAGCGAACCUUCGGUACCGGUUACUGCUCACAGGAGCAAGCUAGUAGAAAAGGAAGAUCGGCCCGAGAAAGAGUUCAUACCAAAAGAUAUUGACCUCGGUCAUGGACUAGAUAAGGAAGGAGUUGCACCUUAUUUUGUCCGCAAAGAGGAGGAAGUCAUGUUCGGCGUUAAAGGACGUCCGGUUAGUAUUGAGUUCUGGGUGUACGGACUUCCCCAUCCCCAGUGCACAUGGUUCUUCAAGGAGCAGAAAAUUGAGUCUGGUGGACGUUACGAGAAGCUCCAGGAUCGUAACGGUCAAGUAUUGCUAUGCAUCAAUCGUAUGCAAGAAGAUUGCGAAGGAGUUUAUACCUGUAAAGCUCUGAAUGAACAUGGCGAGGCGACGAAAUCAAUCCAGGUCAAGCUUGCGGAAGAGCCGCAGUUCACCAAACGGCUGGAGUAUACUACCGUUUUGUUGCGCAAGAGUGGCGUAUUGAGCUGCCGCUGCAUAGGCAAGCCAUACCCACAUAUCAGAUGGUAUAAGGAUUGGCAGCCGAUUGCUACAUCGGGUCGUAUUCAGAUCAGUUGGGAAGAACCUGAUCUGUGCACGAUGAAACUCGAUGAUUCGAUCAUGCGUGAUGCCGGCCUUUAUUCAUGUAAGGCGACUAAUAUCGCCGGCGACGCUACUUGCUCGGCAACGGUGAUCAUUGAAGAGGAGGAAGAACUCUAUGAUCUGUCGACGUAUAAGGCUCCUCGGGUCGUGCGUUCUAAGACGAAGCCGCUCAGCGAUUACUACGACCUUGGAGAUGAACUUGGACGCGGAACGCAAGGAAUCACUUAUCAUGCCGUUGCGCGUGCCACGGGUAACUCAUACGCUGCUAAAGUGAUGAAACAUACGGAUCCGCAGUUUAGAACGUGGAUGAAGAACGAAAUGGAUAUGAUGAACCAGCUUGCACACCCCAAAUUGUGCCGUAUGUGGGACGUGUUUGAGUCGCAGGACUCGAUGACACUGAUCAUGGAUCUCUGCGGAGGAGGUGAGCUGCUUAGCAAUAUCAUCCACCGAGGAGGUGUGACAGAGGGCCAAAUCGCCAAUUUCAUCCGCCAGACCCUGCAAGGUUUGGAUUACAUGCACCAGCGAGGUAUCGCGCAUCUUGGCCUCACCCUUGGUGAUCUUCUUGUCGCUCGUGUCAAUGCUGAUGACAUCAAGAUUAGCGACUUUAGUUUGGCUACACGCAUUCAUAACGACAGGAACUUCAUCCAGGAAUACGGACAUCCAGAGUACGUAGCCCCAGAAUUGGCCAAAAAGGAGCCAGCCACCCUAGCAUCGGACAUGUGGAGCGUCGGUGUUAUCACUUACAUUUUACUCAGCGGUGUCUCACCUUUUCUAGGAGAGCAUGAUCGUGAAACACUGUCUAAUAUCAAGGACGGGAAGAUGAAUUUCCUGCCCGAAGGAUUUGAUGGCGUAUCCGAUGACGCACGCGAUUUCGUUGCUAAACUUAUGGUGUUCGAGCCCGAUGGGCGUUUGAACGUAAAGCAGGCUCUCAACCAUCCUUGGUUGAAGAUGGCUGAUCUGCCAGACCGGGGCCCGAAACUUUCUAAUCUCGAACGCCUCCUGGAUUACCAGGAAAAAUGGAGGAAAUGGUACGCUAAUGCUAACUGUCGCACCUGCUUCCGUAGGCGUACACUCGAAUCAUGCUUCUAUGACCCAAGCAAGAUGAUCUACCCCCCAGGCGAACCUUCUAUGUUCCCUGAGACUCCGGCGCGCAAACAACACGUCGUACCCUCGUUCGACAACGACCGCAAGAAACGAGGCUACGAUACCGAAAACUUCAAAAACGAAUCGAAUUACGCCCAAGGACCGGACACCUAUUUGCUACAGCUGCGUGAUACAGACUUCCCAUUGCGUUUGCGUCAAUACAUGAAGGUUGGUGUGGCCCGAAGCCCCAGCCUCGCCGAAAGCUUACGUGGACAACACUGGGGAGGAUCAGACAUCUUUGCUCGUGGUCAGGAGCGUGAGCAUAUCUAUCCUCAAGUUGUGAUUCGCGAAAGGCGAAAGUUCUACGAUAUGAUGGAUGAGGAGAUCGACGACGAAAAGAAAGGCGGAGACGAUCACAAAUCAAUCAUGCUCCGUCUCAACAAGGAGGUCGGUGCUGUUGGUUACAUUAAGAACGAAACUGACGCUGUUCGCAAUAAUGCGUGGCGUUUCCGUGGGGUAACCCGGGAACAGGCUAUAGGCACUCUACCGUUUUUCCGCGAAAAAAUUGACGAUGCCGUGAUUAUGGAUAAUAACAAUGUGAGCUUCCAUGCGGUUGCUGUCGGAAUCCCAGCUCCUCAGUUCACCUGGUUCCGUAACGAUUGUCCACUAAUACCCACGUCUCGUAUCAAGAUUGAUACUAAUGAAGCUGCUGGCAUUUCGACGUUAACCCUGGCACCAGGUAUGGCCUAUGACGCGGGCGUGUUCAAAUGCGUUGCACGGAAUGCCUCGGGCACUGCUGUAUGCCGAGCCCGUCUUCGAAUAGGAGAUAUCCCUGGAAGACCGGCUGCACCCAGGGUGGUUCAAGCCACAGCGAGACAAAUGUAUAUCGAGUGGAACGCUCCUCGUCAGGAAAAUAAUGCUCGCACGUUAUACUUUACUCUUGAGUACAAGCUGGCAACGGCCGCAGAAUGGACCAAAAUCCCAGAAAAGAUCACCAAUGAGUUCUACAUCCUUGAGGAUCUUAUUCCUGCCACGAAGUACGAGUUCCGAGUAAUAGCGACAAAUUUGUUUGGUAACUCCGUCACGUCGGAUGCCUCAAAGUCUGUGGCCACCGAAGCGGCAGAUAGCACUAACAAAAUCAAGCUUAGCCCAACCCACAGCUACCAGCAGGUACAAACCACCGAUAUCGCCGUCGGAUCAGCUCCCGUUCAUGACUAUUCUCGCGAGCAGAAUCCGAUCGAACUGAAAACCUCGGAUAUCAAGAACGAUUACAACUUUUCAGCUGAACUGUGCUCCGGUCGGUUUUCAGUUGUCAUGUCGGGUACGGUGAAGGCCAACAAUCGCUUGAUCGCAGUAAAAGCCGUCAAGAAUGGCAGGCACGAAUAUGAUAUGUUGAAAGGACUUGUACAUAGAAACAUUGUCUACCUAGAAGACGCCUACCAGGCCGGGGAUGUAACCAUGCUGGUCAUGGAGCGCCUGUCAAUGAACAUUUUGGCUUUCCUAACGCUACGGAACACCUAUAGUGAAGACCAGGUAUCGCGAAUAAUGAAACAGGUCUUCGACGCUCUUGAGUAUCUUCACUUCAAGGGGCUUGUCUAUUGCAACGUUGAACCUGACUCAGUUUGUGUGACCGACGGCCAGUCAUGUAUAGUCAAACUGGUUGACUUUGGAUCAACCCACGCUGUGCCCAAAGAAGGUGCCCGUAUCGUUGUGGACUGCGAACCUGAAUAUAUGGCGCCGGAAGUGGUGCACGGUGAACUGGUGACGUAUGCUGCAGAUGUGUGGAGCGCCGGUGUCCUUAUGUACAUCCUUCUGUCCGGCCUUUCGCCGUUCCUAGGACAAACAGAAGCUGAAACACGUGAAAAUGUCACAAUGGUACGCUUCCACUUUGAGCAUAUUUACCACGAAUGCUCGUCUGAAGCGACGAAGUUCCUUAUCCAGGUCUUCAAGAAGUGUCCCAUGAAACGUGCCACGAUCGAGGAAUGUUACGAGAAUCGCUGGAUGCUUCCUUCGGAAUAUAUGUUGCGUAAGAGGGAGGCGUGCGUAUUCAAGUCGGAAAAGUUAACGAAGUUCGCUCAAAGUUAUGAGAGAGCCAAACGCAAUCGGGACAACGCCUGUCAAAUGCUCAGUAGCUUUGGACUCAACAGGAUCACGAGCCCCGAAGCUUAGAACGACUAAUGCGAAAAAAAAAAAAAAAAAAAACAC